CAUAUACCUGGUGACAGUCACAUCUCAGGCGGUGGGUGGCAGCACAGAGACUCUCUGUGCGCAUAUCCAUGAGCCCAAAGAGACACUUUCUAUAGUGGUGACUUUGAGCACUAACAAUCUCGAUCUGACCAUUCUACAACAGGGCUUCAUUAAAAAUGAUUUCUACGAAUGUGUUCCUUUUAAGGUCCCUGUAGUCACUGUAGAGUCUGUGGCAUCCGUCAAUGUUGCAAUCCAAGGGGCCGAAACAUCCCUGAAGAAAACCACUCAGAUCCUCAUAAAACCCCCCCAAAAUCUUCUUUUCAUCCAAUCAGACAAGCCUAUCUAUAAGCCUGGACAAACAA
This is a messenger RNA of Sinocyclocheilus rhinocerous, 341 nucleotides long. Its product is annotated as murinoglobulin-2-like. The transcript is spliced from 2 exons. The annotation marks the transcript as partial. The record is from RefSeq and is a predicted model, not a curated record. Lineage: Eukaryota; Metazoa; Chordata; Actinopteri; Cypriniformes; Cyprinidae.